AUGUUUAAUAUUAGAGAACAACCUGAUUUUGAAAGUAUCAAGGAUCAAAAAUCUUUGGAAAUAGAGAUACGGCGAAGAAUCAUAGAUAAGACAGCCGAAAAAAAGCGACAUUUGCGUCAAAAGCAUAUUGAACGCAAAGAAGCAUUGGAAGCGGAACAACUUCAACACGCCAAAGCAGCUGCAGAUUUAAAAGUUCGACAACUUGAUCGCACGCAUCGACUAGCAGAAGAACUUGCACGUCGUAAACAGCUUGAGCUGCAAGAAUCUUUAAAGAUUAGAAAAAAGAAAUUCGCUGUAACUUUACCUAAAGAGAUUUUCGAAAAGUUAGAAACCGAUUUGAAGAAAGAAGAAUGGAAAGAAGAGGUGGUACAAGUGUCCAAUUUGAUCCCUCCAUGGAAUGUGAAAGAAGAUUUUAUAAAGCAACAGGAGGAGAAAUUAAAAUACAGAAGAGAUCUUCAAAAUCAGUUGAUCGAUAAUAGACGUAGAUUACGCGAGAAAGAGGAGGAGAAGCAUCCUCGAGAAUUUUGGAAAGAAAAGAGAAAGGAGAUUCUGAAGCAAGAACACGAUGAAAUCUCAAGGAUCGUUGCCAAGAGAGAAGCUCUGCAAAAGAGGGAAGCUGAGGGAAAGGUUGAUAUUCGUGCGGCGAAAGAUGUUUUGUUGGAGAAAAUGAUGAAAAAGUUAACGGAGGAAGAGUAUAAAAGAUUGGAACGAGAAGAAAUCUGUCGAGAAUUAUAUAUAGCAGAGAAAGAACAUCAAUUGAAAAAGGAAGCGAUUACAAUGGCAUUGAAAAAAAAACAAACUGCUAAAGAAUUCUUACAAGAAAUGGCAAGAACUCAGAAAAUUAUGGCCGAAAGAAAAGCGAAAGAAAUUGCGAUCGAUGUUGCUUUUGCUAAUUAUUUGAUAGAGGAACGAAAAAAGCAGGAGGAAAAAGAAAGAGAAAAGCAGGAAAUACGACGCGAAAAAAUUCUACGAUAUGGAAACGACUUGCGAAAGAUGAUAGAGGAAAGUAACAUAAAGCGUAUGAAAGAAUUAAAGGAAUAUUUACAAAUAGAAGAUAAUACGAAUGAUAAGACAUGCAAAAUUAAGAGUUUGUCGGAAUCAAUUCUUAAUCAAUCAAAAAAAACUUCGAACAAACCAGAAUUUAUGAACAAUGAUUCAAGAUAA
Molecule: messenger RNA, 1164 nt
Organism: Apis dorsata (giant honeybee)
Lineage: Eukaryota; Metazoa; Arthropoda; Insecta; Hymenoptera; Apidae
Product: vicilin-like seed storage protein At2g18540
Exons: 6
Coding region: 1-1164 (387 amino acids)
Source: RefSeq, a predicted model, not a curated record